Molecule: messenger RNA, 911 nt
Organism: Emiliania huxleyi CCMP1516
Lineage: Eukaryota; Haptophyta; Isochrysidales; Noelaerhabdaceae
Exons: 6
Coding region: 33-911 (292 amino acids)
Source: RefSeq, a predicted model, not a curated record
CUCUGCACGACCCCCGCGUCUUCGCUGGUGGGAUGUCCUGGCGGGCCCUCGCCGAUUCAUAUGAGGGGCAUGAACCCGGGUUCAUUACCGUGGGUAUGUUUCCCAUGCCGCCUCCGCCCCCAGGGCAAGUCGUCAUCCGGCCGUGGGAGCAGAACCAGACCUUUGUCGGCUUCUUCCCUGGGCCGGCGGCGUCGAUCUUUGACCUGCUCUUCAUGUUCGUGCUCAUGUUCAUUAUGUGGCUCUACUUUUCCUGCCGGAUGCACCCGUGCUCCAGCGUCAUGUCUGGCAUCACCAUGAUGUUCGUCCAGUCUCUCCUUCUUGUUGGCGCGUGGGUGACGGGGCCCUACGCUGGGACGGGGAUCGAGUGGCCAAAGGGGCCCAUCUUUUGCGUCUUCGUCUCGGGCCCCAGCUGCUGGGACAUGGACUGGCUCCAGUGGAUCCUCUUCAUCGUCCUCCUCCUCUGCAAUGCUGCAGGCACGAUCUCGGCGGUCCCCGCCGCCGGCGCCCUCGUGAAGCGCAUCUUCGACCCCGCGCUCUCCUCGUGGUCCUCGGACGAAUGGCUCGAGGACCCACGCCGCGCGCCCACCCUCACAAUCCUGGUGCCUUGCUACAUGCCCAACGAGCAGCAGCUGAUCCGGCAGACGCUCGACCACAUCCUGACCAAGCUGCGCUACCCGAAGCCGUUCCGGCUGGUGGUCUGCUACAACACUCCAAAGCCUCUCCCGAUCGAAGACGAGCUGGCGACGCUAGACGGCUCGCUCUACCCCAACCCGUCCGGAACCGGCGAGCACGAGCUUGUCAUCAUGCGCGUGGAGCACUCGACUUCAAAGGCGCACAACCUCAACGCUGCGAUGAAGGACAACGUCGUCAUCUACGACGCCGACCACCACCCCGACCCGGGCGAGACCUAG